Molecule: messenger RNA, 2648 nt
Organism: Mustela erminea (ermine)
Lineage: Eukaryota; Metazoa; Chordata; Mammalia; Carnivora; Mustelidae
Product: histone H2A type 1-H-like
Exons: 3
Coding region: 59-583 (174 amino acids)
Cellular component (GO): nucleosome
Molecular function (GO): DNA binding; structural constituent of chromatin; protein heterodimerization activity
Source: RefSeq, a predicted model, not a curated record
GGUAGCUCCGGCUGAGUCAACUCUGACCCUACUGAGAUUUGUGUUUUUCGUCUUCGUUAUGUCUGGACGCGGGAAGCAGGGCGGCAAGGCGCGCGCCAAGGCCAAGACGCGCUCGUCGCGGGCGGGUCUGCAGUUCCCGGUGGGCCGCGUGCACCGCCUGCUCCGCAAGGGCAACUACUCGGAGCGGGUCGGGGCCGGCGCGCCCGUGUACCUGGCGGCCGUGCUCGAGUACCUGACGGCCGAGAUCCUGGAGCUGGCGGGCAACGCGGCGCGCGACAACAAGAAGACGCGCAUCAUCCCGCGCCACCUGCAGCUGGCCAUCCGCAACGACGAGGAGCUCAACAAGCUGCUGGGCCGCGUCACCAUCGCGCAGGGCGGCGUGCUGCCCAACAUCCAGGCCGUGCUGCUGCCCAAGAAGACUGAGAGCCACCAUAAGGCCAAGGGCAAGACCGACGACCCUGGGCACCAGAAAGCUGCAAUAAGAAAAAAUCCUGAAACAUUUUCUUGGGGACUCCGGGAUCUCUGGUCGUCAUCGAGGCGUCUAACCAGCCUGUCUAAGAGGGCGCACACGCAGUCGUCUUAGCCUCCCCAACGGCUGUCAAGGAACCCAAGGUCAAGGCCUGGAUCCACUAUUCUAGGGUCAAGCCCUGGUUUCCAGUGGAAGAAGAUACCACUGCGAGCAAGGAAGGGCUUAAACGCAUCUUUAAAAAACAGAAAAGCCAACGACACCAAGCUAAGUACUUCAACCCCCGAUCAAAGAUGCCCUUGAAUGCAUUUGUUCUCUUUCUCCUUCUUUCUCUUCCCAAACUUCUACAUUGCCACUCAUCUGCAGGGACCCAAGCAUGGGUUCAACCCAGUACCACGCCCUUCAAUUUGACUGAUUGUCCGGUAUGUGGGAAAGACUCAGUAGGGACCGCUGUGCCCGCCCCUAUUGAGGUCUGGCUGCGGGCUAAUUACUCUGUCACUCCUUUUGUCUCCUAUAUUAAUUCAUUCCCCAAUCAAAAUAUCGAGCAACUAUUUUUUAAAGCUUGGAAGAAGGACAUGGAAACCAAAGUAGCCAGUGUCCCCUGGUCUGACAACACCCCAGACCUUGCUUGGCUAGCUCGGCUCCGGAUCAGUACCUCAACAAUAUUCCCUAUUUGCUGCGAAAACACCUACACUCCGAACUCGGGGAUUUUUGUAGGAAACCUUUCCACGUCCCAGUGCAACUUCACCUUCCGGAUCCCUUCAAGCGUCGCAGAGGAGCCCUGGAAUAGCUCCCUUUUCAACUCGCUCAGCGCCUACAAAGACCCUGAUCAGCCGCACCUCUUUUUCCGGGCCCAGGAUCCCCUAAAGGAAAAGACAUCUUUUUGGACCCCCGCUAACAACUCCUGCUCAGCAGGGUGGUCCCCGGAGUCCUGCAAUUCCUCUACACUAGGGUUGGCCAGAGGUUUGCUCCUCUCGUCCCAAGAAUUCUUCCUGAAAAUCUAUCCUUCCAGCUCACUUGCCGUCACGGCGGGCGAGCGGCUCCGGUUCGAUGCUUCCCUGAUAUGGAGGAAGUUGUCAGGCGCGGCCUUGACCUCCCCGCCGAAGCUUCUCUUUAAGUAUGGGUUCCACCUAAGCCUCCGAGCAGAGGACGGUCUGUUCUUCUACUGUGGGAGAAGGGCGCGCGCGUUCUUACCUGCGCAGUGGACAGGGCGCUGUUCACUCGUCUACCUAGCUCCGCUUGGGCCCCAGGCCCCCGGGGCCGGCCACAUGCCGCAGGUCGGAAACCAGUCCGAGCCUUGGAUAUAGAGACCCGAGGACUCCCUCUGUUUGGAGGGUGUGGCCCUCCAGAAUCCCCGGGCCCUGGACCUUGGGACCUCCUGUCCUCCCAUGCUCCCAGGCAGGGGACACCUGCAGCCUCCUCCAGGAAGCCGCUUUUAUAUUAACAACAAGGUCAGGGGGUGCCUCGUUCAGAUUUGUCAGGUAGCCUGGUGGCCCAAAUAGAGGACCCCUCCUUCUGGUGGACCUCCCUUUGGGUCCAGCAGAGACACUGACUAUGGCCAUUAAUGACCCCAGAAUUCGUCCUCUUCCUCCUGCUUCCCUUCUGACCUUGCAUUCUAAAUGCCCUUGUCCAACUUGUUUCUUCUCCUUUAGAGUCCAUCAGGACAGCAUUGGUCCUGUCUAGGCAGCCACAGAUGGCGAUCCUGCCUACUGUAGGGGCCUCAGGACAGACCUCUGAACCCAUCGGCGCCCCUCCCCAGCAAGAAGUAGCCACAGAUCGGUCAUCGCCCCUGCUCCAGAUGGCAGUUUGGAGUUACCUGUUCGGGAGGGGCGGGGGGUGGGAAUAUGUCAGGGACGGAUCGGAGACAGAGAAGCAAAGAGCCAUACAGUAGGAUCAGAGGCUGCAGGGAUAGGAUCAGUUUUGCCCCUGGUCGGCGGGCCUCACGGGUAUUCUUGGACCUGAAGUCUCUGGGGACCCAGUCAGUCAUGAUGCUGUCCCCUUCCCUCCCUUCAUCAUACCCUUCUCAUCACCAAGUCACUAGCCAGAGAGGGUCUUCUGUUCCUCUCCACCCCUGUACAUAGCAGCCAAUGUUCACUUAUUACUCAUGGAUGUCUUAAUGAAAAUCAGCUUCUUUGGCAUUCCUAGUCUGCUGGAAUAAAUUUAUUUUCACAGCCUCUUGAAA